Dipodomys spectabilis (banner-tailed kangaroo rat) is the source of this 1372-nucleotide messenger RNA. Its product is annotated as mitochondrial carrier homolog 2-like. Gene Ontology annotation, biological process: positive regulation of apoptotic process. The coding region runs from base 246 to 680 and encodes 144 amino acids. The record is from RefSeq and is a predicted model, not a curated record. Gene Ontology annotation, cellular component: mitochondrion; membrane. The transcript has a single exon. Lineage: Eukaryota; Metazoa; Chordata; Mammalia; Rodentia; Heteromyidae.
GCAGGGUCAGCGCCCCCAGGCCCAGAGUUCGAGCCCCACGAACCGACCAAAAGAAAAAAAAGGUCCGUCCGCGGGUGCCCUACAUGGCAGACUUGGCCGGUCAAGUGCUCCUGGGCUCCGGUCUCACCAGCCUGUCCCAGCCGUUCACGGACGGUGCAAGUGCUCAUCCAGGUGGGGUAUGAGCCUCUUCCUCCAACAGUGGGACCACAUAGUUUGGGGCGGCAAGGCUGUCCUGGUCUCUUGUUAUGCUCAGCACCUUGCCAGCAUCGACGGGAAGCGUGGCUCGUUCACAGGCUUCACUCCCAAGACUGUGUUCAGGAGUCCUUGGAACGGUGGUCCGUAGCCAAGUUGUGCAGCGCUCUGGGGACCUGGACAACCUGAGGAGUCAGGAAUCGGAAGUCAACCAUUUAUGGGAAGAGGGCCUCCUGGGAUGUUUUGCGGGUCUCAUUCCUCGCCUCCUAGGUGACAUUAUUUCUCUCUGGCUCUGUGACUCCCUGGCCUACCUCGUCAACACCUAUGCACUCGACAGUGGGGUUUCUACCAUGAACGAAAUGAAAAGUUAUUCCCGAACCGUCACCGGAUUCUUUGCCAGUAUGUUGACCUAUCCUUUUGUGCUUGUAUCUAAUCUAAUCUUGCUGGUGGAUUCCCUCCUUACUCCCCACUAUAUACCUCUUGGAUAGAUUGCUGGUACAUGCUGCAAAACAGAGGGAAAUAGGAGCUGAGGAAAUAGCUCGUUUUUCCUGGAAGGUUCCCUGUGGGAAGACGUAUUGUUACGACCUGAGAAUGUUAAUUUGAAGAUGUGGGGCAGGGACAAUGACGUUUCUAUAGUCCCAGAUGCACAGAAUUAUGGGACAGAAUGUUAAUUUUUAUACAGUGUGGCGUGCUUUUUAAAUAAUCAUUUAAUCUUGGGAAAAUGAAAAGAAACCUAGCUUAACUCUUACAUGAGCAUUUUUUCCCUGAGUACUCUGAAGGAAAAGUCUACUAGAGUGCUCUGUAAGAACAGCCUGGCUGAUAUGCGAAUGUUAAAAUUAAACUGCAAUGAGAUAUGACAAAAUAAAACAGGACUCAAGUUACCAUACACAGUAAGACCAAAAGAGGAUAGUCUCAGGAGAAAAACACCAAAUUGCAAUACCCAAGCACCCCUUCAUUUAUAUAUAAAAUAAUAGGCAUACUAAAAAGAACACUGAAGAUAAGGAAACAACCCCAUCUUAAUUUGUCCUAUUGUUUUUUGAUGGCUCUGUAUUCCUUACCUCAUAUAUGGUGUAUACACAUGCACAUAUUAGGGAAGGUGGGAGCAAAGUACAGAAUCAGUGGAAAGCUGGUGAAAAAAUACUUCAGAGGGGCCCAUCAGCUGCACUGGACAUUGAUGAAA